ACAACAGAGCCUGAGCCAGUUGAUGAUAACUUGUACUUGGGUACAGCCUUACUUGUAGUGGUGGUUAUUACAGGAUUUUUUUCAUACUUUCAAGAGCACAAAUCGUCUGCAAUUAUGGACUCCUUCAAAAAUCUUGUACCGCAAUUUGCAACAGUAAUACGGGAAGGAGAGAUAAAUACUGUAGCCGCUGAAGAUCUCGUAGUCGGUGAUAUUGUAGAAGUCAAAUUUGGAGACCGUGUACCAGCUGAUAUUCGUAUUUUAGACGCCCAUAGCUUAAAGGUCGACAACUCAUCAUUAACCGGUGAAUCAGAACCUCAAAUAAGAACACCGGAGUUUUCUCAUGAGAAUCCCUUGGAAACAAAAAACUUGGCAUUUUUUUCUACAAACGUGCUUGAAGGUAAUUGUCGUGGCGUUGUAAUUGCAACUGGGGACAGAACAGUAAUGGGACGAAUCGCUAAUCUUACUGCAGGAUUGGAUCAAGUACAAUCACCAAUAUCUAAAGAGAUAGAACAUUUUAUACGCAUAAUUACAGUAUUUGCGGUUGUUUUGGGCUGCACAUUUUUUACAAUUGCUAUGAUUCUUGAAUAUGCUUUUCUUGAUGCAGCAAUAUUUCUCAUUGGAAUUAUUGUAGCUAACGUACCCGAAGGACUACUGGCGACCGUAACUGUAUGCUUAACGCUUACAGCAAAGCGAAUGGCUCAUAGAAAUUGCCUUGUGAAAAACUUAGAAGCUGUCGAAACACUUGGUUCAACGUCGACAAUU
This is a messenger RNA of Drosophila navojoa, 762 nucleotides long. Its product is annotated as sodium/potassium-transporting ATPase subunit alpha-like. The record is from RefSeq and is a predicted model, not a curated record. NCBI's taxonomy places the organism in Eukaryota, Metazoa, Arthropoda, Insecta, Diptera, Drosophilidae.